GCCGAAUUAUUCCGUGGUUAUUCAGAAUCACUAACGAGGAAAUCAUUGCCUUUUCAAUUUCUUUGAUCGGAUACUUGAGUUAGAGGUCAUUCCUUGAACCCUGCGUACAUUAUUCACUUACAUUUAAUCCAUUAUCUGUAUUUCAGGCUGCACUUAAUCUCCGAAGUCUUAAACGAUAAACCGAUAGAAGGUUUUUCCAGCGUUCGUUAAGAUCUAUUGUAUUUGGUUCUGCAUACGUUGUAUUUUCGCUGUAAACCGCUUUCUUGUGGUACAUCACUGAAAAUGCCUGAAAGGUGAAGUAAACGGGGUGAAGAAAAGCCUACGGAAGGAACAUGAGAAUCCAUGGAGACCGUGAGUGGCCAAGAAAUCGCCUUCGGGCUCGCUGGCUUAGCGGCCCUGGCGUACGCCACCAGCACCUACCGCAGCUCUCGAAGACGGGAUCCGCACUCUGUUGUGGGCGGCACGAUUGUCAUGCACCACCGACGAAGCACCGUGGGCUACGAGGGCCAGGACGACGUCACGCGGCGUCGCACGACGGACGAAUUUUCCGGGCCCGUUCCGAUCCGACCCCACGGGGGUGUGAAUCCCGAUUUGGAGACUGAUGAUUCUACGUGGGAUCCAUACGUGAGGAACCGGGUUCAAACCACGUUUGCGUAUUUGGGAAGCACGGCUGUGAUCACUGGGAUGUCGACGAUUUUGGCUUGCAGUUCGCCGAAACUAGCGUCUAUGUGUUACGGCUGGGAACCCGUUGCGUUUUUCGGCGGAAUGUUUGUGGCCUUUUUGUCGACUUCCGUGGUUGUUCUCAUCCCGUACGAAAGUUCACCGAAGGGUCCUUUGGGUUUUCGAUUCGGGAUGAAGCAAGUAGCCUGGCUCUUGAACUGUGUGCUCAGUGGGAUUGCAUUGACCCCGUUGUGCAGUUCGCCGAAACUAGCGUCCAUGUGUUACGGCUGGGAACCCGUUGCGUUUUUCGGCGGAAUGUUUGUGGCCUUUUUGUCGACUUCCGUGGUUGUUCUCAUCCCGUACGAAAGUUCACCGAAGGGUCCUUUGGGUUUUCGAUUCGGGAUGAAGCAAGUAGCCUGGCUCUUGAACUGUGUGCUCAGUGGGAUUGCAUUGACCCCGUUGUGCAGGUUCGCGAGAGCUUCCCUCAUACGAUCGGCGAUUUUGACUGCUGGCACCGUGGGAAUGCUGUCAGCAGUCGGGAUGAUGGUGUCCAGUGAAAGCGUAUUGAUGAUCAGUGGGCCAAUGGCGAUUACUUUCGGCGCAGCAGUUGCUUCUGCUAUGGGUCUUUCAGUUUACCCUGUCGGUACAGAUGUCGGUAAUAUGCUGAGUGACAUGAAUAUGAACGUCGUCACCGUCUUGUUUUCAUUGACGCUUCUGUAUGACAUUCACAAUCUUGUUAAGGAAGCUGAAACGUUGAGGCCUGAUUUUGCCGUUGACCGAGAUGGCAUCGUUCCAUUUGAUCCAGUUCGCCACGCAGUCGCCCUCUUCAACUCCGUGCUCGGGAUUUUUAUUCGCAUCCUUUUCGCUGUUGUCCAGAGUGAUUCGGAAAGGCGUAGACAACGAGAGCUGAGUCGUCGUCAGUCUCGAACAACUCACAGUCAUAGAAUCGUUGUCGAAGAGUCUGAAUCCAGGAAUGUGUCGGCGUAUAGCCGUUCCGUGCGGCGUCCAGCUGGCGUUUCUUCGCGGAACGAGAUGUAUUCGUCCUGCAGAGAAGUGCGUGUUUGUGGGGGUGUGUUGGAGGAAUGUGAUGCUGAUACAGUAGAGACGUAUCGGCUUAGGCUGAAGGCCUACUUUCGCCCUCCGGCUAUUAUUAUGGAUGCGAGUGUCCCCUUUUAUGCGCGAUUGUGUGCCUUAUUCGCGUUAAAAAUGAGAUUUAAAACAGCUUUAGCUAAACGCGCGAAGCACUCUGAGCUCGUUAGUGGCGUUGCAUGGGUUACGACGGAUGACGUGUUAUCCUGCGGGGAUGACCAUAAGCUGCUGAAAUGGAAUUUGGUCAACAGCGAAACCACGAAAGUCGCCGACUUUCCUGUGGAAGUGUUCCCGACGUGUAUACAAAUUACGCCGAAAUUGGCUGGAGCGGGAAAAGGAGGGGACUUGUGUUUGGUGACAGGUGCAGAAGGAAAAUUCUAUCUCAUGUCAUUGUCGGGGAGAAUCGAAAGAUCCGUUGAAGCGCAUCGUGGAGCAGUUUUAUGUGGACGGUGGAGCCACGAUGGCGCCGGAGUGGUGACAGGAGGAGAAGAUGGACUAGUUAAGAUUUGGUCGCGAUCCGGGAUGCUGAGGUCCACUCUCGCUCAAGGCAUGAAUCCUGCUUAUGGAGUUGCGUGGAGUCCGAAUUCUGAUGCGGUGUUGUAUACGUCUGGGAAGUCGCUUGUCAUUAAGCCACUGCAGCCAAAUUCUAAACCACUUCAGUGGCGAGGGCAUGAUGGAUUGAUUUUAGCGGUGGAUUGGAGCCCGUUGAACGGAUGUAUUUUAUCUGGUGGUGAAGACACGCGUUACCGAUUAUGGGACAACUUCGGGCGGAUGUUGUUCAAUUCUGCAGCUCAUGAUUAUCCAAUAACAUCUUUGUCCUGGUCACCUGAUGGCGAACUUUUUGCUGUCGGUUCGUUCAACACGCUGCGCUUGUGUGACAAGGCGGGGUGGUCGCAUUCAUUGGAAAAACCGAAUUCCGGUAGCGUCUUGUGUCUCGCCUCCUCGCCCCUA
Molecule: messenger RNA, 2700 nt
Organism: Notodromas monacha
Lineage: Eukaryota; Metazoa; Arthropoda; Ostracoda; Podocopida; Cyprididae
Source: the annotation of a GenBank genome assembly